AUUUAAGAUAGAGUGACAAUGUCCAAUCACAGCUUAUGAUAGUCGGUUGUGUAAAUAUGCAAUGAAAUCGGGAUAGAACGCGUAGCUCGAUUUUCUUGGCCAAAAUAUCGAAGUGACGAGUGACGAGACGCGCCGUUAGCAGCGUUUUCGCACGGAGAGGAGAACCCUUUCCUAUUUUCUCCUUGAUAGAAGACAAUGGAGACAGAAAUUGAACAGCAGGACGAAGAGACCACAUUCAGCAACACUGACACUAACGGUAAACGCCCUGCUGAGGACAUGGAUGAGGAACAGGCCUUCAAACGCUCCCGGAACACAGACGAGAUGGUGGAGCUAAGGGUGCUGCUACAGAGCAAAAAUGCAGGUGCGGUGAUUGGAAAAGGUGGAAAGAACAUUAAAGCGCUUAGGACAGACUACAAUGCCAGUGUAUCAGUCCCAGACAGCAGUGGCCCAGAGCGCAUCCUGAGCGUGAGUGCAGAUAUAGAGACGAUCGGAGAGAUUCUUCUGAAGAUCAUCCCUACUCUUGAGGAGUACCAGCACUAUAACGGGAUAGACUUUGAUUGUGAGCUUCGCUUGCUGAUCCAUCAGAGUUUGGCUGGAGGCAUUAUUGGUGUGAAAGGGGCCAAGAUUAAAGAACUGAGAGAGAAUACCCAGACGACCAUUAAACUCUUCCAAGAGUGCUGCCCGCAUUCGACAGACCGUGUGGUGUUGGUGGGAGGAAAACCUGACCGCGUGGUGGAGUGCAUUAAGGUCAUCCUAGAACUGACGUCAGAGGCACCUAUUAAAGGCCGUGCUCAGCCCUAUGACCCAAACUUCUACGAUGAGACCUAUGACUACGGCGGCUUCACCAUGAUGUUUGAGGAGAGAGGGCGACGUCCCAUGGGAGGGUUCCCCAUGCGCGGGCGAGGCAGUUUUGAUCGUAUGCCCCUCAGCCGUGGAGGACGCCCCAUGCCCCCCUCUAGGCGCGACUACGAUGAUAUGAGUCCCCGCCGUGGACCACCUCCACCUCCGUUAGGGAGAGGGGGCCGAGGUGGGAGCCGAGCCCGAAAUCUGCCUCUUCCUCCUCCACCUCCUCCCAGAGGAGGAGGCGACCGGUUUUCCCACCAUCACGGCAAUCUAGACGACAGACCAAGUGACAGAAGAGGAAGACCCGGAGAUCGCUACGAAAGCAUGAGUGGAGGUGGAUAUGACAAUAACUCUUCUUGGGAACCCUUCCAGUCUGGUGGACGAGGCUCUUACGGCGACAUCGGUGGUCCCGUCAUCACAACACAAGUGACUAUACCAAAAGAUUUGGCCGGCUCGAUCAUCGGAAAAGGCGGACAGCGUAUUAAGCAGAUCCGUCAUGAGUCUGGAGCCUCCAUCAAAAUCGAUGAGCCUCUGGAAGGUUCGGAGGAUCGUAUCAUCACCAUCACAGGAACACAGGACCAGAUUCAGAACGCUCAGUAUCUACUGCAGAACAGCGUGAAGCAGUACUCUGGCCGGUUCUUCUAGAGGACAUCAAGCAAACACACAUACUGCCCUAGCCGUUUUCCUCAAGCUUCUUUUCCGAGUCUACAUUCCUCUGCCUCUUCAGUAGAUGUGUCCCUCGCCACUCUCCUAACACCUUAAAGAAAAGAUUGCUGGGGAGGAAGAACGAUCUUAAAUUAGCAGAUUGAAUGGAUCUCGAAUUCUUUUCCUUCUCUUCCCCUGUGCUUUGACUGCAUUGAUUUAAAUUUUUUUUUUUUUUUUUUUUUUGUAUUCUUGUUUUUCCCUGUGAUUAGCAGAGCUGCUAUGUAAAAUCCAUAUUUAGCCUGAGCAGAGCUGCAUGCCUGGUUUGUCUAACAAUUCAGAAUGUAAUCUUUGGUAAUUCUUUUUGUUUUUUAUUUCCCUUUUGCCAGUUUUGUCGUUUUCUUUCAAAAAGUUGAAAUGAUGACAUGCAAAUGUCCAGAGUUUUAAAAUCUUUAUUUAAUGAAUGUUUGGGUGGGGAGGAGGGAUGAAUAUGAAGUUAAAGAUGUUGAUCAAUUUUCCUUUUCCCCAGUUUUGAUCGAUUUGGUGUGGACCGACCGUAAUCUCACCGAUAUCAGGAUCCGUUUAAUCUCAUCGAUGCUUGUUUUAUACGUCAGUUUCUACGAUUUAUUAUUAUUAUUUUUAAACAUUUUAGACCGGGUCUCUUCAAAACACAGAUCAUCUAGAGGGAUUUAAAAAAAAAACACCUGUAAAGGAUUUUCAUUGCUCUCAUCCCCAUCACUGUUUUCUGGUUUCUGUGUAGAAUGUGCUGUGAGUCUAAGUAAUAAAGUCUGUGCCACUUUUUAUUAAAAAUGCACUUCUAUCUUU
Molecule: messenger RNA, 2310 nt
Organism: Tachysurus vachellii
Lineage: Eukaryota; Metazoa; Chordata; Actinopteri; Siluriformes; Bagridae
Gene: hnrpkl
Product: heterogeneous nuclear ribonucleoprotein K, like
Exons: 16
Coding region: 196-1488 (430 amino acids)
Biological process (GO): regulation of transcription by RNA polymerase II; regulation of mRNA splicing, via spliceosome
Cellular component (GO): nucleus; cytoplasm
Molecular function (GO): mRNA binding
Source: RefSeq, a predicted model, not a curated record